Molecule: messenger RNA, 2414 nt
Organism: Sorex fumeus (smoky shrew)
Lineage: Eukaryota; Metazoa; Chordata; Mammalia; Eulipotyphla; Soricidae
Gene: TRIM27
Product: tripartite motif containing 27
Exons: 8
Coding region: 71-1612 (513 amino acids)
Biological process (GO): protein K63-linked ubiquitination; negative regulation of viral transcription; negative regulation of transcription by RNA polymerase II
Molecular function (GO): zinc ion binding; protein binding
Source: RefSeq, a predicted model, not a curated record
CGGCGACGGGAGCGCGGCGCGGGGCCCGGAGCCGGGGGCCCAUGCCCCAGCGGCCCGCAGCCCCGGCGCCAUGGCCUCCGGGAGCGUGGCCGAGUGCCUGCAGCAGGAGACCACCUGCCCCGUGUGCCUGCAGUACUUCGCCGAGCCCAUGAUGCUCGACUGCGGCCACAACAUCUGUUGCGCGUGCCUGGCCCGCUGCUGGGGCGCGGCCGAGACCAACGUGUCGUGCCCGCAGUGCCGGGAGACCUUCCCGCAGCGCCACAUGCGGCCCAACCGGCACCUGGCCAACGUGACCCAGCUGGUGAAGCAGCUGCGCACCGAGCGGCCGUCGGGGCCCGGCGGCGAGAUGGGCGUGUGCGAGAAGCACCGCGAGCCGCUCAAGCUGUACUGCGAGGAGGACCAGAUGCCCAUCUGCGUGGUGUGCGACCGCUCGCGCGAGCACCGCGGCCACAGCGUGCUGCCGCUCGAGGAGGCCGUGGAGGGCUUCAAGGAGCAAAUUCAGAAUCAGCUGGACCAUCUCAAAAGAGUGAAAGACUUAAAGAAGAGGCGGCGGGCUCAGGGCGAGCAGGCACGCGCAGAACUCUUGAGCCUGACCCAGAUGGAGCGGGAGAAGAUCGUGUGGGAGUUCGAGCAGCUCUACCACGCGCUCAAGGAGCACGAGUACCGCCUCCUGGCGCGCCUGGAGGAGCUGGACCUGGCCAUCUACAACAGCAUCAACGGCGCCAUCACGCAGUUCUCCUGCAACAUCUCCCACCUCAGCGGCCUCAUCGCCCAGCUGGAGGAGAAGCAGCAGCAGCCGACGCGGGAACUCCUGCAGGACAUCGGGGACACACUCAACAGGGCUGAAAGGAUCAGGAUCCCGGAACCUUGGAUCACACCUCCAGAUCUGCAGGAGAAAAUCCACAUUUUUGCCCAGAAAUGCCUGUUCUUGACCGAGAGUCUGAAGCAAUUCACAGAAAAAAUGCAGUCGGAUAUGGAGAAAAUCCAAGAAUUGAGAGAGGCUCAGUUAUACUCAGUGGACGUGACGCUGGAUCCCGACACGGCCUACCCCAGCCUCAUCCUGUCCGAGAACCUGCGGCAGGUGCGCUACAGUUACCUCCAGCAGGACCUGCCCGACAACCCCGAGCGCUUCAACCUCUUCCCCUGCGUGCUGGGCUCCCCGUGCUUCAUCGCCGGCCGCCACUACUGGGAGGUGGAGGUGGGCGACAAGGCCAAGUGGACGAUCGGCGUGUGCGAAGACUCCGUGUGCAGGAAGGGCGGCGUGACCUCGGCCCCCCAGAACGGAUUCUGGGCCGUGUCCCUGUGGUACGGCAAGGAGUACUGGGCCCUGACCUCCCCGAUGACGGCCCUGCCCCUGCGGACCCCUCUCCAGCGGGUGGGCAUCUUCUUGGACUAUGACGCGGGAGAGGUCUCCUUCUACAACGUGACCGAGCGGUGUCACACCUUCACGUUCUCGCACGCCACCUUCUGCGGGCCCGUGCGGCCCUACUUCAGCCUGAGCUACUCGGGCGGGAAGAGCGCGGCGCCGCUCAUCAUCUGCCCCAUGAGCGGCAUCGCCGGCUUCUCCGGCCAUGUGGGCAGUCACGGCCAUUCCAUGGAGACCUCCCCGUGAGGAGGCCGGCCAGGCCAGAGGGGCCGCUGGCCACACCCCACCCGGCUGGGGGCAUCUAGCUGCUGUCGCGGCCAGAUCACCUUCCCGCCCUCCGUGCCCUUGCGGUGGGGACAUGAUGUCCAGCUGGUUCUCGGCCCUCCUCUCCCCACGCAGAUUGGGAGCUGUCCCCAGAUGCCUCCAGGCUCCACCUCCAGUGCUCCACCCGCUCUCCGAGGCGUGAGAGUCUCUGAGGAGGGAGCACCUUCUUUCUGGGGAUCUGCCUCUUCCCUGGUCCCAGCCUGCCCUAGUUUGGUUAACUCCGUGCCAGAGGCCUCCGUGUUUGGGUUAGUUACAGUUCGUUUACGGUUAUGGUGGGAAAUGGCCCCACCUCCCUCAUGAGAUAAUGCUCUAACCCACGUGCUCUUCGGUCCGAUCUGUUCUGAGGUCCCUCUGCUCCCUUCAUUCUAAUGAAAAGUUAUCCCGGUGCUGGAUACACAUUCCCCAGAAUAAAUUUUUAUCCCAAACCACCCAGUGUUCGCUUCCGUCUCACCUCUGUGGACUGACCGUCAGUCCGCCACCAUCCGUGCACCUCCUCCGGGGAGUCUUCAACUUUUCCCUCCUUUCCUCUGCCAUCUCCUUCAGGGGUGGGGGAAUUGACCUUUCUGACGUGUACAUGGGGGGCUUUCCUUCCCGUGACCAUUGGAUCCUGGAGCAUUCUGGGGUCAGAGCACUUUGAGCAACCCCCUGUGAUGGUUCUUAGUCCUAAUUCUCUUUGAGUACAUGCCUUUCUGUUUGAGAAUAAAGUGAAUAUGGAUGUUGUUUA